Molecule: messenger RNA, 5651 nt
Organism: Cyclopterus lumpus (lumpfish)
Lineage: Eukaryota; Metazoa; Chordata; Actinopteri; Perciformes; Cyclopteridae
Gene: strip2
Product: striatin interacting protein 2
Exons: 22
Coding region: 104-2623 (839 amino acids)
Biological process (GO): cytoskeleton organization
Cellular component (GO): cytosol
Source: RefSeq, a predicted model, not a curated record
CUCAGGAGCCGGUACUCCUCUCGGCGCGGUGCAGUCGCAGCUCGCCACCCGACCGGUAUGCACUAUCUGCGGGGGAGGAAGUGAGCCGCGCCGACCGGGGAAGAUGCAGGCGGAGGACAUGGAGGUACCUAUCAUUAAUAACCUUAACGAUAACGGCGACAGGCAGAGGCCAAAAGGGAAAGAUGUGUUCAAGGAGCAGCAGAAGGAGUCGGAGAGCUCCAUGGAGUCUCCAAACCUGGAGUUUGAGUACGGAGACACGGACGCACUGACUGCCGAGCUCUCAGAGCUCUACAGUUACACAGAGGAGCCAGAGUUUGCCCUCAACCGAGAUUACUUUGAGGAGGACUUCAGGAGCCAUGCUCGAGACAGACGGUGGAUCGAGCUGACGGUGGAGGAGCAGAGGUCCUACGUGAUGAGGCUGCUGGACGCGCUGGAGGUGACGGACAGAGACAAGAGGCUGAAGGUGGCCAGGGCCAUCCUCUACUUGGCUCAGGGAGUGUUUGAUGACUGUGACACGGAGGUGGACGUGCUCCACUGGUCCAGACACAAUGUCUUCCUGCUCUACGACAUGGGCAUCUUCACGGCACUGCUGGAGCUGCUCAGCAUGGAGAUAGAUAACAACCAGGCAUGCAGCAGUGCAGUGAGGAAGCCGGCCAUCUCUCUCGCAGACAGCACAGAGCUCAGAGUCCUACUUAGCAUCAUGUACUUGAUAGUGGAGACCAUUAGAGUUCAAACAGAGGAUGACCGACCUGAGUGGAGAGCAUCAAGAGAAGUCUUCAAGAAUGAGCUAGGUUCCCCUCUGUACAACGGUGAGCCCUUUGCCCUGCUCCUCUUCACCAUGGUGACCAAGUUCUGCAGCAUGAAUGCCCCGCACUUCCCCAUGAAGAAAGUGCUCCUGCUGCUCUGGAAGACAAUACUGUUCACCGUGGGGGGUUUCCAGGAGCUUCAGGAGAUGAAGGUGCGGGGCCGGGAGCGCCUCAACCUGCCCCCGCUGCCGGAGGACAGCAUCAAGGUGGUCAGGGCCAUGAGAGCGGCCUCGCCCCCGGCCUCUGCCAUGGAGCUCAUUGAACAGCAGCAGCAGCAGAAGAGAGGCCGCCGCAGCCGCAGGAGUGCCUUUGUUGAUAGCUUGGAAGGAGACAGUCCCUUUACCAAGAAGCAGCCCCUGGUCAAGCAGGACAGCCUGGACACGUACAACGAGCGGGACCCUUUCAAGAACGACGACGCCCGGGAUGAGGAGGAGGACCCCGAGGACACAGACAGCGGCAUCGAGGGCGAGGUUGACCCCUUGGAUCGCGAUGUCAUCAUCCAGCCCCCACCUCCGCCGCCUCCCCUCAGACCUCCUACAGAAAGGGUCAACUUCCCCAAAGGCCUUCCCUGGGCCCCUAAAGUCAGGGAGAAAGACAUCGAGCACUUCCUUGAGACCAGCAGAAACAAGUUCAUCGGGUUCACUCUGGGAAAUGACACAGAUACCCUGGUGGGCUUGCCUAGACCCAUCCAUGAGAGCGUCAAGACUCUGAAACAGCACAAGUAUGUGUCCAUCGCUGAAGUCCAGAUCAAAAAGGAGGACGAGCUGCAACAGUGUCCAAUGAGUCUGGGUGAAGAGGAGGUGGCGGAGACACCAACAGAGAUGCUUUACCUGGGCAUGCUUCCUAACCUCUCCCAGUAUGUGAUUGCCCUCCUGAAGCUGCUGCUGGCUGCAGCUCCAACCUCCAAAGCCAAAACGGACUCCAUCAACAUUUUGGCUGAUGUGCUGCCUGAGGAGAUGCCUAUCACAGUCCUUCAGAGCAUGAAGCUAGGAAUUGACGUGAACCGUCACAAGGAAAUCAUCGUCAAGGCCAUCUCUGCUCUGCUGCUGCUGCUCCUUAAACACUUCAAACUCAACCAUAUUUAUCAGUUCGAGAUUGUCUCCCAGCACCUGGUGUUUGCCAACUGUAUCCCACUCAUCCUCAAGUUCUUCAAUCAGAACAUAAUGUCCUAUAUCAGUGCCAAAAACAGCAUAUGUGUGCUGGACUUCCCCCACUGUGUGGUCCAUGAGAUGCCUGAGCUCACAGCUGAGAGCCUGGAAGCGGGAGACAGCAACCAGUUCUGUUGGAGAAACUUGUUCUCUUGUAUCAAUCUGCUGAGAAUAUUAAACAAGCUGACCAAGUGGAAACACUCCAGGACAAUGAUGCUGGUGGUGUUCAAGUCCGCCCCCAUCCUGAAGAGGGCUCUGAAGGUGAAGCAGGCCAUGAUGCAGCUCUACGUGCUCAAGCUGCUCAAGAUCCAGACCAAGUACCUGGGCCGCCAGUGGAGGAAGAGCAACAUGAAGACCAUGUCAGCCAUCUACCAGAAGGUCCGCCACAGGCUCAAUGACGACUGGGCCUACGGAAAUGAUAUCGACGCACGCCCCUGGGACUUCCAAGCGGAGGAGUGCGCCCUGCGGGAGAGCAUCGAGAAGUUCAACAGCCGCCGCUACGACAGGAACAAGAACGGCGACUUCGUGCCCGUGGACAACUGCCUGCAGAGCGUGUUGGGCCAGCGCGUGGAGCUGCCCGAGGACUUCCACUAUAGCUACGAGAUGUGGCUGGAGCGAGAGGUCUUCUCCCAGCCGAUCCAGUGGGAGGGGCUGCUGCAGAAUCCGUGAUGGAGGGAAGGGGUCUUAGGGCGGGGGGGGUGGCCUGUUUGGUUUCAGGGGGAGUUAUGGAGUCCAAGGAAGAGAAAGAGAAAGAAGCUGGAGAUGGAGAAGCCACCUCCCCAGGCUUUCCCGUGAUGGGAGAAGAUGGAAGAUGAAGGGUAAUAUGGCGCAAAUUUAACGAACGAAUAGAGCUGCCUACUCUAAACUCAGCACAAAUAGAUGUUAACAUGUGCCUAUGACUACUGUGAACACACAUGGAGCACAGAGGUAGCAGUUGAUAAGAAACCGCUGUAGCAGGAGACUGUUUCGGCCAGGUACACUGCCCCCUCCCCCCCAAAGAAUAUCUUCACCACUUUGUCAAUUUAUAUGUCUCCCUUUUUAAAAUGUUGGUGCUUUUUUGAAUCCUUGCUACAUCUUUUCCUAUUUAUUUGUAUCGAUGUGUGUGUGGUUAAAUUAUUUUCUUUUUUUGUUGUAAAUUUACAUGAUUUCUAAUCUGUUCAUCUCUUUUUCACACAAAGCCUAUUGUCGGUAUUGGGUUGUGGUCUGUGGAUGAUGGGUUUUAAAGUUUUUCUUAUGUAUUUAAAAAAAAAGGCCUUUGGGAAACAAACCACAGGGUAAUUUUGAUAGUCCAAAUGUAGACAUGGGAGCAAUUUCCACUAAUGGCAUAGUGAUCACUUAAUAUGUCACCAAAAAAUAAAAGACAUAUACCAGCAGUAAGUGGGGUUAGGGUGUGUGUAAUAAUCUGCAAAAUAGGCAGAUUUUUUUUUAUAUAGAGUCCUUGCUAUUCCAGAUAUCUCCAGGAACUUUGAAUCCAGAGAUCCCAGAACCAAAUCUGUGAGCGUUGAUGUCAUCCAGGAUUUUUUCGCGCUCGCAUUUGGAACCUUCGUCCUGUUAUGGUCCCAGAGGAAAGCUCUGUGCGGUGGCUGUGCACUGCUCUUCAACAGGGCUGUGCUGGUUAAUCAGACUGCGUUUGCCAAAGCAGCCAUUUAAGUCUUCAUCCUUGUUGUCUUUUUCUAUUUUAAGAUCUAAAAUACGGUUUGAAAACUGUUAUGAUAAAGCAUACAUUUGUGGAGGUUAAGUUUUCGAGUGUGAAUCAAGCUCCUAGUCGCCACAUGUGGCUGUUGGGGGGAGGGCGGGGGUGGGUGGCAAGACAGACACUUCUCCGAGUUGUUUUAUGGAACCUUCCUGGGCUAAUCAAACCUCAGUAAUGAGAAUAAUUAACAAUCCUGACUCCCCGCUUCAACCAGCGGAUUCCGAAUCUUUAGCUGCCUGACAAACAGCACAACAUGUACCCCACUGGGCCCCUCUGAGUUGGCCUUAUUAGGCUUCUAGGAAGAACACAACUGUCACACAAAUGGUGCCGUUUUUCUUAUUCCUAUUCGUCUUCACUGUACCUUUUUAUCGGUUUCUUCACGUCCAACUUCCUUAGCGGGCUCUCGAGAGUGGAGAUUGUUUCCCGGAAAUGUUUGAAACCGAAGCGCACAAACAAGCACAGAAAAAAAGCAUGUUUACCUUUCUUUCAUAUCAUUCGCGCCCGGUUCAGAAUGUUGUCACCUCGAGGGGUCGAAAGCAGUCAUUUAUUAGCUCGGCAUAGAACAAUACUUUUGACACUCAGUCUUGUGCUUCUCUGUGGAAAUGUGCAUGGCCACUGUUUGUUUUGGGUGCCUGGUGACAUUUAAAUAAGGUCUUUGGAUUGGCUUUUUUUUGUGUGUGUGUUCUCAGUGUUCUGCAUUAUAUGGGUGUUUUUGUUGUUUUCUUCAGGAAGGUGAAAUUGUUAAAUAAUAUUGUAUACUUUAUAGAUUCUCAGGUUUAUGGAGAUAAUAUAUUGCAAAAGUUGUAAAGCUUCCUUGCCAUCAUCUAUCUCACUACCUGCAGUGACGAAUACACAUUUAUCAUCACGUUCAUAUCUGAAAAUAACACCUCAAGUACUAAACAUGUACUGCAUAGGCUGGAUAUUUUCACUCGACACAAUAACUCAUUGUGAGUUUGUAUUUACGUCAGUGACAUUUCUAGUUCAGAUGUAUUUUUUUUGUAUCUAGUGCCAAAUUUGAGUGCCAUUUUCAGUUUUUAUUUCAUCGGUGUUGCCUUUGUGAUCACAUGUUAGGUCCUUCAUUCAAAUCACAGCUGAAGGUUUGCAAUACAACAUUUUUAUUUUCUACCUAAAAAUUGUACAAUCAAUAAAAAUAGCUGUUUUCUUGUAUAUGGUACAGUAUUAUACCAUAAUUGUUUAGCAUUGUAUAGGUGUUACUACGGUGUAUGUAUAUAAAUGUGUUUUUGUUACAUUUCCAUAUCUGAAUAUAUGUCUAAAUGAAUACUCAAUACUGCAGUUGUUCAGGGGUAUGUGCAAUUACAGAUCCAUAUAGGCAUUAUUCAAUGCAAUGACAAAGUACAAUAUCAGAGUUCCUUAUUAAACAAUGUUGAACAUUUGUGAUUGUUUGUAAAGUAAUCAUUUAUUAGCUAAGUGAGGCGUACAGAGGGUUGGGAGCUGGUACACACACUGUGAAGGUCAAACUGACCACACAUUCGCAUCACAUCACACAUUUCCUCAGGCCAAUGUUCCAACAGUUCGGGUACAGCUGUUGUGCAUGGGGACGCGAGCAUAUUCCCCUUUGUGACUGGCUGGUGCUGUAAUGAUGGAGUCAAUAGCCACGGAGAAAUGGGUACACAGAGUUUUAUUUUGUAUUUGUACGGUAAAUAAUGCCUAUAUUUCAAAGAUGGAAUUCCAGGUUUGUCAAAAUUCAAGUCUUUACAAGUAACAAAAGUGUGCAAUAAUGAAAUAACUGCAUAAACUUGCCACUAGUAUUCAUUGAUUUAUUUUUGUCAGCUAAGAAGUGUAGCGUGUAUUGCCCUAUUCCUGUUGCAGCAGAAUACAAGCAGUGUGAAAAGGGACAGAAAACAUAACCCCAUUGUGACAUCUUCUGAAUGAAGCUUACAUAAAGAGACAGUUGCUGUGUCGGAGCACCGCGACCAUGAAAGCAGCAGCUUCAGCGGCAGAGUGACUCCAGGCAAGAGACAUGACUCACUGAUCGCUUGGAUA